Erythranthe guttata (spotted monkey flower) is the source of this 2268-nucleotide messenger RNA. RefSeq lists its product as uncharacterized. The record is from RefSeq and is a predicted model, not a curated record. NCBI's taxonomy places the organism in Eukaryota, Viridiplantae, Streptophyta, Magnoliopsida, Lamiales, Phrymaceae.
AUGGAACAAAGGGACACCAUUAUUCAGAACUUACAAAAAGAAUUGGACGCAGCAGCUCGCGAGGCACCCAUCACUGAAUCAUCACCUGUCUGGAAGGAUAAAUCGGGCGGCAGCACAAUUACACCCGCGAAAGAGGGCCAGACUCUCCCCCUAUCUGACGGUCAUUCUUUUGAAUUUCAGCAUGGCGAGCCCGCUCCCAAGAAGUCGGUCAUGUCUCCUAUCCCUGUUCCGCUCCCCACUAACGAACGCGUGUAUACCAAGAAUGAGGUAGAGGCGAUGAUCACCGCGGCCAUAAAAAACUAUGCCCAUUCUUUGCCCCAAGAAAAUAGACCCAAACGAGAUCUCAGACGUCCUGCAAACGAACAGCGACCCGAAAACGAGUGCAACAGUUAUUCCGAAAGUAAAGGAGGUGACAGUCAGGAUGUCCGGACCGAGGUCGACAGCUUAAGGCGAGAUAUAAAUGAAUUGAAGGCCUUGCGAAGCGGCCUAAAACGGACCUUCGAGGGAACUAGUCCGUUCGCCAAGCACAUCGACGAUGAUCCCAUACCACCGAACUAUCGACCCAUUUUGUUCGAAUAUAAUGGCACAUCAGAUCCUGCUAAGCAUUUGAGCCGAUUUAACAAUACGACCUCUCUCCACCAGCUCACUGAGGGGGUGAAGUGCCGAGCUUUUGUCACUACUCUGGCCGGGCCGGCUCAGGCCUGGUUCGGCCUACUGCCGCAGGGAAGCAUACACUCAUUUGGGCAGUUUACCAAAGCCUUCAUGAACCAGUUCGCCAGCUCGAAAAAAUGUAAGAAAACCUCGCUGUCAUUAUUCAGCAUUCGACAGAGGGAGAAGGAGAGUCUCCGAAAUUAUAUUAAGCGUUUCACCUCGGCAACUCUAGAGGUUCCCACCACUAGCGACGAAGUACUAAUGGCCGCCCUAUCGCAAGGAUUGAGGGACGACGAAUUUUUUCGAGCCUUGGCAUUGGAACCGUCGCCUGAUUUCGACAACUUGUUGGGAAGAGCAUCUAGAUUCAUCAACCUAGAGGAGGCUCGACAACAAAAGAUAGAAGAAUCUCAUCAGGCCAUAAGUUUAAGGUCAAACGAGAUAAGGAAGAAUAAGGAACCCAUCUUGCCGCGAAGAGAUACGACAUCCGGCCGAAAUGGUGCUCCAGACACUAAGGGCCCCCGGUAUCAGUCAUACCAGCCCCUCACAGCCCCCUUAUCUAAUGCCUUGUGCGCCAUUGAGAAGAGAAACGACCUCCGCUGGCCUCGGUUUGCUCGAGAGGAGCUCCGCCGAAGUCCUGCUUUGGGUACCUUUUGUCGCUUCCAUAAUGAGUAUGGCCACACGACGAACGAGUGUUCACAUUUGAAAGAUGAGGUGGAGCGUCUUAUCAGAGAUAACAAAAUUGGGGAUUUUGUGAAAAUAGAUCCCCCACGAGGACAAAAACGCGAGGCCCAGUUCGGAAUUCCGGCCCGGGUUCCUCCCCCGCCCCUGAUGCCAAAACGAGGAUAUAUCCAAAUGAUUUCGGGAGGACCCACGGGAGGAGACACCCACCGCGCUAGAAGGCGUCACCUCGGUGAUAUUAAGAAUAACCAUGAGAUAUGUCGGAUCUCUGAGAUGGCGUGUCAUAAAUAUCCCCUUAUCUCGUUUGGACCAGAGGAUGCCGUAGACCUUGAUGAUUUUCACUGCGACCCCCUUCUCAUUACAAUUAACGUGGGCGGAUAUGACAUGGCUCGCGCUUUCGUCGACUCGGGGAGUUCUGUUGAUGUUAUCUCCUAUGAUUGUUUCCGGCAGAUGGAGCUCGACCUCCCAAUCUUCCCAGUCACUACCCCGAUAUUCGGGUUUACGGGAGGAUCCUUGACACCGGUCGGGCAGGUUAAAAUCCCAGUCACCAUCGGGACGCCACCUCGCACGCGGACACAAACCGUUAAUUUCGUGAUUAUCGAGGGAUCCCCUGCCUCGUAUAACAUCGUGAUAGGCCGACCAAUGAUGCAUAUCUUCCGGGCAGUCCCCUCUACUAUACACCAAAAGCUCAAAUUCCCUGUGGACGGGGCGAUAGAAGAAGUCAGAUGUGACCAAGCCCAAUCAAGAUCUUGUUACGUCGAAAUGGUCAAAAUGGCAGAAAAAGGGGACGACGUGGUACCCUCAUUAAGGAAGAUCUGGGAGAUGAGAAACACCCCCGACUUAACUUACGACCUGACUGGCAUCGCACCUCGCACCAAUGGACGAGCUAAUGAUAAUCGACCUGCUCCCUGGGACGUCCAAGCGAACCCGGAUAAGUAA